Molecule: messenger RNA, 4957 nt
Organism: Chroicocephalus ridibundus (black-headed gull)
Lineage: Eukaryota; Metazoa; Chordata; Aves; Charadriiformes; Laridae
Gene: MAP3K9
Product: mitogen-activated protein kinase kinase kinase 9
Exons: 11
Coding region: 261-3410 (1049 amino acids)
Biological process (GO): signal transduction; protein phosphorylation
Cellular component (GO): cytoplasm
Molecular function (GO): protein binding; MAP kinase kinase kinase activity; ATP binding
Source: RefSeq, a predicted model, not a curated record
GCGGCAGGCGGAGGCGGGCGCCGAGGAGGUGGGGGGAGAUGCGGCGGCAGCAGCUCGGCGGCACCCGCUGCCUGCCCGCGCCUUUUCCCGCGCUGGGCUGAGGCGGCUCGGCUCCGGCCCCCCCCGACUCCGGGCGGCGGCGGCGGCACCUGCUGCCGGCAGGCGCCGGGCCGCAUGAACAAUAGGCGGCGGUACCGGCCCCGCCGCCCCCCGCAGCGCCCGGCUGCCGCGGGCGCCUCCCCCUAUGGAGCAGCCUCGCCAUGGAGCCCCUCACAGAGCUCAGCCAGGAGGGCGCGGGCGGCGGGGAGCCGCCGGGCGGCGGGCCGCUCUGGACCGCCGUCUUCGAGUACGAGGCGUGCGGCGAGGACGAGCUGAGCCUGCGGCCGGGCGACGUGGUGCAGGUGCUGUCCCGGGACUCGCACGUGUCCGGCGACGAGGGCUGGUGGACGGGCAAGAUCGACCAGCGCGUCGGCAUCUUCCCCAGCAACUACGUGAGCAGCGGCGUGCAGGGGGGGGGCCCGGAGCUGCGGGCCCGCUACCCGCCGCCCCCCGCCAUACAGCUUCUGGAGAUCGACUUUUCAGAGCUUGUUCUGGAGGAAAUCAUUGGCAUAGGGGGCUUCGGAAAAGUAUAUCGAGCUGUGUGGAUAGGAGAUGAGGUUGCUGUCAAGGCAGCUCGCUAUGACCCUGAUGAGGACAUCAGCCAGACCAUUGAGAAUGUCCGUCAAGAGGCCAAGCUCUUUGCAAUGUUAAAGCAUCCCAACAUCAUUGCCCUCAGGGGUGUGUGUUUGAAGGAACCUAAUCUUUGCUUGAUCAUGGAGUUUGCCCGUGGAGGAUCGCUAAAUAGAGUUUUGUCUGGUAAAAGGAUACCUCCUGACAUAUUAGUGAACUGGGCAGUACAGAUCGCAAGGGGAAUGAACUACCUGCACGAGGAAGCGAUUGUUCCCAUAAUUCACCGUGACCUGAAGUCCAGCAACAUACUGAUUCUCGAAAAGGUGGAAAAUGGAGAUCUGAGCAACAAGAUAUUGAAGAUCACGGAUUUCGGCUUGGCCAGGGAAUGGCAUAAAACUACCAAAAUGAGCGCAGCUGGGACUUAUGCCUGGAUGGCUCCUGAGGUCAUCCGCUCCUCCAUGUUCUCCAAAGGCAGCGAUGUGUGGAGUUAUGGCGUACUGCUUUGGGAACUGUUAACAGGAGAAGUACCAUUCCGAGGAAUUGAUGGUCUUGCAGUAGCAUACGGUGUUGCCAUGAAUAAACUUGCCCUUCCAAUCCCUUCCACGUGUCCAGAGCCUUUUGCCAAACUCAUGGAAGAUUGUUGGAACCCUGACCCACACUCACGACCUUCCUUUGCCAGUAUCCUAGACCAUCUCACCGCCAUAGAAGAGUCUGGUUUCUUUGAAAUGCCCAAAGAUUCCUUCCACUCCCUGCAGGAAGACUGGAAACAAGAGAUCCAGGAGAUGUUUGAUCAGCUCAGAGCCAAAGAAAAGGAGCUGCGCACGUGGGAAGAAGAGCUGACUCGUGCUGCUGUUGAACAGAAGAACCACGAGGAGUUGCUACGAAGGCGGGAACAGGAGCUGGCAGAACGUGAGAUUGACAUCCUGGAAAGGGAGCUCAAUAUCAUCAUCCACCAGCUGUGUCAGGAGAAGCCUCGGGUGAAGAAACGCAUGGGGAAGUUCAAGAGGAGCCGGCUCAAGUUAAAAGAUGGCAAUCAUAUCAGCCUGCCUUCAGAUUUCCAGCAUAAAUUCACUGUGCAGGCUUCUCCAACAAUGGAUAAAAGGAAAAGCUUGAUCAGUAGCUGCUCCAGCCCUCCUGCAAGUCCUACCAUUAUUCCCAGACUCAGGGCCAUACAGUUGACUCCUGCUGAAAGCAGUAAAACAUGGGGACGAAGCUCAGUCCUUCCAAAGGAGGAAGGAGAGGAAGAAGAGAAGAGAGGCCAGAAGAAAAAGGGACGCACUUGGGGACCGAGCUCACUUUGUCACAAGGAACUAGGUGCAGGAGAAGAUAGUCUGAAAGCUCUCGUUGAAGGAUACAAACAGUGGUCAUCCAGUGCACCGAACCUUGGGAAGAUCCAGAGAACUGCGCCUGCUUUUCCAGGAUUCACCAGCUUAGCAGAGAUCGAUGAUGAAGACAGCGAAUGUCUUAAUGGGGAGGGCAAAGUGCACCCUUCACCUGGGCACAAUCAGUCAUACCUCUGCAUCCCAUUUCAGAAGAAUGAAGACUGGGAUGGCCCUUCUAGUGAUGCCAAUGAGGAGUCCACCCCUGUGAACUCUGCUACUAGUACCCCACAGCUGACACCCACCAACAGCCUCAAACGUAGUGGCUCCCACCACAAGCGAUGUGAGGUUGCAUUGCUUGGCUGUGGAGCAGUGCUGGCUGCUGCAGGCCUGGGUUUUGAUCUGUUAGAAGCAGGGAAGUGUCAGCUGCUGAUUGAGGAGGAGCCAGAGGCACCCAAGGAAGAGAAGAAGAAGCGUGACAGCAUUUUCCAGCGAGCUGGACGCCCGCGCAGGAGCACUAGUCCACCUUCCCGCAAGAUCUUCAAGAAAGAGGACCCUAUGUUGUUGCUAGGCGAGCCAUCCACAUCCCUCACCCUUCUUUCCCUGUCUUCCAUUUCCGAAUGUAAUUCCACCCGGUCCCUGCUGCGCUCAGACAGUGAUGAGAUUGUGGUGUAUGAAAUGCCUGUCAGCCCAGUGACAGUCAAGGCUCCCUUGCCAGCCAUUACCAACCCACUAGUCAAUGUCCAGAUUGAGAGAUUCAAACAAGACCCCAACCAGUCCCUGACUCCCACACAUGUGACGGUCUCUUCCCACACCCAGCAAAGCGGGCACAGGCGCACACCUUCUGAUGGGGCCAUCAAAGGGAGUGGACUAGUUGUCAAUGGGUGCCCAACCAGUGGAUGCUCUUCCAGUAGCUGUUUAACUGGAGCACUGGGAGCAGGUGUAUUAAAAACACCUAGUCCAAGUAGAGAUCCCAAUGAGGUCCCUCGCCUGCCAGACCCCAACCUUGUUUUUCCUCCAACACCAAGACGAUGGAAUGCACAGCAGGACCCCACACUGGAAAGACCCAAGACAUUGGAGUUCCUGCCCCGGCCACGUCCUGCAGCCAGUCGGCAGCGGCUUGAUCCCUGGUGGUUUGUGUCACCCAGCAAUGCCAAGGGUGAAUCUUCUGCCAACAGUUCAAGUACUGAUACACCAAGCAAUCUGGACUCCUGUUUUGCUAGUAGCAGCAGCACUGUAGAAGAGAGACCUGGACUGCCUGCAUUGCUUCCUUUCCAGGUGGGUGUUCCUGUAGAGGAGCGGACACUGUUGGACAUAGAUGCUGAGGGGCAGAGCCAGGACAGCACCAUUCCGCUAUGCAGAAGUGAACUUAACACACACAAAGCUGCAGCAUAUGAACUCAAGCAAGAAUUCUGGUCUUAGUAUGAAAUCCACUGGGGAUAGCAAGCCCCUCUAAAUUCAAUCCUACUUUUUGCACUGAGAAUGCACUUUGAAGACAGAUGAGACGGAGGGAUGCUACAGAGAUCAUAUGGUGCUGCCUCUGCUGAAAAUGUGGUGUUCGACUGUCUGAUUUUUGUCUGCAGUUGGAUGAAACUUGGCAACUCUGAGCUGCUGACUUUUGCUGUGGGGUUUUCCUGUAGUCUUCCCUGCCCUCUUGUUGCAAUUUGAAUCUGCAAUGAGCUAAAAUUACCAUAUCAAAGUCUUUGUUACUGACCUUGUAGGAUUUGGCACUUGCAGUAAGUAUAUUGGUAUCUAUCCUGGUAUUAAUCAGUAUUUUCAAAACUCAAAUAUUACACUACAGCGGACACCAGUGUUUGAUGUUUUCCCAAGGAAUCCAGGACAGAAACAAGUAAAUAUCUGGAGACUACGUUCUCUGAAAUGUAUUCAGAUCAUUAGACAGGCCUGGGAAUCAUGGUACCCCCACUGGAGGAGCAGAAGUAUCUGUCUUACACUCGCUUGUCCUCUUUUGCUCACGUGAUAGUGCAAGGUGGAACAGAUUGCAGAGGAAGGGCAUGGCAUCUCCACUGAUGGAGGUCUUUGAGAACAGGCCAACUAGACUGUUGGGAACGAGUAGGUGGUGUUGAUCCUGGCUUCAAGGCAGGUUGGAUGGACUUCAAUGAUCUCUUGAGGUCCCUCUCAGCCCUAUUUUUCUAUGACCCUGCGCUUUCAAAAAGAUGAGGGCUUUAUGGUAUGGCUGUUUAUUCUAGCUUGCUUUUUUGUUUCAAACUUUGUUUCCAUCAGCCUCCUUUUCCCACCCCGUGCAUCCCAGGCUCGUAGCCAAGCUGCCUCAGCUUUGGGAAGGGAAUUAGCAGGAACUCUUUCUUUGAAGCUGUGUUAGCUUCCAGCAGUAAGUUAUGUGUCCCCUCACUUUUUUUUUCUUCCUGUUUUUCCUCCUUUCUUAUGCUUUUUAGGAGUGGCCCUUGGAACCCAAGACUGUUCUUAUGCACACUGAUAAUUGUUUAAGGCUCUUUUGAAAUUGAGGCUUGUGUUGUUAGUAGUUGGAUUGUGCAAACAGGAAUCGCAACAUCUGGAUUCUGUUUUAUUUUGUCACUUACUCACUGUGUGACCUUGGGCAAAUAAUGUAACCUCUGUGCCUGAAUUUCCCCAUCUGUAAAUAAUAGGGAUAAUACCUACCUCACAGGGGGAGGGGUUGGGACAUAUGUAAUAGGUAUAAAGUCCUUUGAGAUCUUUGAGUGAAAGGCACUAUAGACAUUUAAAACUUUUAUUCUUGUUCAAAUAUGUAAAAUCUCCUAACUCUGGAGCAAGAACAGACCCCUGUCUUGAAGGAGGAAGUCACACAAAUCAGGUGUGCCUGUGCUCACAGUUUUCUGUACAGAGACUGCAAGUGUAUCUGUGCCUCUGCAGGUAUAUCUUAUUGGCUUUAAUGAGAGCUUCACUCUUCACCAGUUUUGGCAUGAUAAAUAAGGUGUGUGGCCUUUAUGUGAGUGUAAUAGGGUAGACUGCUUUAU